AUGGACUCGUCUGCAGUAGAAGACGUGCCUUCGCCGGCCAUGGCCAAGGGCAAGCGGAAGCGAGACAAGGCGGAGCAGGGCGAGAAGAAGACUUCAAAGCGACAUCGAUCAAAGUCCAAGCUCCGAACAAGCGAUGCUGAAGCUUCAGCUCUACCCAAAGCCGAGGAUGAUGAAACCAGCAUGGCCUUGGUGAAGACAGAAGUUGAGGAAGAAAGUGACACCGAGGAGCAGGCUCUCGUACCUGCGGCAGCUCUGGCGGCAACAUGGAAGAUUUCGGAACCCAUGGGCGGUCGUCUGGCUGAUGUAGAGCCCAUUCUCAGCCAGGAUGAGAAAUAUAUCGUUCUCGCGUACGAAACCUCGAUCCAGGUCUACUCCACAGAAGAUUCACUCCUCGUCAGGAGGAUACCAAUCGGAAAACCGCUACGAAAUCGCAGCAAAUCUCACUCCAAGUCCAGCGGCGCCCCGCGAGUCUCGGCCGCUGUUCCUUCGUUGAUCGAGUCCCAGGUGGUGUGGGUAGCCGACGACUGGCAAGUUAUCUGGAAAGUCAACUGGGAGACGGGAGACGCAGCAAUUCACACCAAAUCUGGCUCCAAGGUGUCGGCGAUGCAGGCUAUCAACCCAACUGGUUCCAAAGACCAGGAGCUUCUCCUCACGUCCGAGAACUCUGCCAAGGGAACCUCACAGCUCGUGGCGUAUGCCACUGCCUCGGGACGAGCUGAUCGUUACGAGCUGAACAGCUGCCCUGGAGAUGUUCACAUUCUCAGGGCCACAGCUGAUGGCUGCACUGUUGUCGGUGCUAUGGAUGCCAGACUGCUGAUUGCGAAACUAAGACUGGAAAAGGAUUCGACCAAUGCGUUUGUUGUGUCAAGCGAGACCUACGUCCUUGAAGCCCCGGAUGAUGUGUGUUCUCUUGACGUAAAAUUGGGUUCGAAGAAAACAACUUCCACACCAAAAAAGCCGAAGUCGAAACAGAACUCUGGAGCAGCUGAGGCUGGCCUGGUUUUAGAUGUUGUUGUUGGAACCGUCAGGGGCUCGAUAUACGCGUAUAACGACGUUCUUUCUCACCUCCAAAAGUCUGGCUCUAUUGAGCGGAUCCAGCCCAGGCAAUAUCAUUGGCACCCCCGCGCUGUGCACAGCGUCAAGUGGUCUCUCGAUGGCGAGUACUUUAUUUCUGGAGGCACUGAGAAUACCUUGGUUCUGUGGCAGGUUGAUACAGGAAGGAGAGAGUAUCUCCCCCAUUUGUCAGCCUGCGUCAACAACAUUGUUGUUUCACCUCUGGGAUCUUCAUACGCCAUUACCCUUGACGACAAUUCGGCCAUGAUUCUCUCCACGUCUGAAAUGACGCCCACAACGUAUAUAUCAGGUCUCCAGUCUCUAGUCUUGAGUGGCAAGAAGAAGAGAGACAAGGCUGUUCGGCGGGUCUGGAAGCCAGUUGAGCAGAUCACCAGACCGCUCACUGCCGCCAUCAAUCCCAAGGAGCCCACACGGCUUUAUUUGAGCGUCGGCAACGGCCAGUCGGCGAUGAAUACUGAUUCUACCCCGUCAGCUUCUUCAGUACAAGUAUUUGAUUUCUCAACUUUCCAGAGCUUAUCCAAGCAACCUCUAGCUCGCACUAAUCCCACCGAAAACAACAUCACCCCGAAAGGCUACCCUGUCACCGAGCCUUGGGUUUCGCACAUGUCCUUCUCACAUCAAGGAGACUGGCUGGCAUCCGUCGAUGAAUGGCAGCCACCGGUCCGCGAUCUGGAACCGAUUGCCGAGGACAAACAUGCAGCCGAGUCACUUAGCCAGGAGAGGAAGGAGAUCCACCUCAAGUUCUGGAAGGUCGGCGCGGAAGACAGUGGUCAGAUGGAGCUAAUAUCACGUAUUGAUGAGGCGCAUUUCUCGACAAGACCUGAGUCGAUUCUGAGCUUGGCAGCUAGCCCGAGGACAUCUUUAUUCAGCACAGUCGGCGCAGAUGGCAAAGUUCGGCUGUGGGGGCCGUUUUCACAACAAUCUAGCAAAACGCCCGCCAAUGCUCUAGUGGCGAAGGGAAAGGGAGCACAAGUCGCAACUGAGACGGUGGAGGGAUGGACUUGUGUCCAGGAGAUUCCUUUGGCCUCCAACACCAGCAUCACGGAGAUUGAGGUUGACUCUGCGGAUGAGCCCCUGAAUUUCAAGCCAUCAGGUGCCUCGACUUUCUCCGACGAUGGCUCGACAUUGUUUGUUGCAUAUGGUCUUCCUGACGAAGUGGUGCUGUAUAUCAUCGACGCAUCUUCUGGUCGGAUACGCAACAGAGUAAACCAACUAUUUGAAGGCGAGGUUCGCAGCUUGCAAAUACUUGGGUCGUGUCUGAUCAUAUUAGCCGGCAGCGUCGUUGUCUAUGAUGUUGUUGAGGAUACAAUUCGGUACAACGUUACGUUUGACGACCCCAACCCGAACCUGAAGCUGCAGAUGACACAAUUAGCAGUGGACAAAAGAUCAAAGACAUUUGCCCUCGCGGUGCCCGUAUUCUACAAGUCAGACAAGCCAAGCUACAAGAAGGGUGUUGUGUCGGAGGUCGCAGUCUUCACGCUUGAAGAAGACCGACCAGUCCUGGUGCAGGCCAUACCAAACCUAGUCAUCUCGUUACUCGCUGUUCCUGGCUCUGCUGGGUUCGUCGCAGUUGAUUCUGCCGCACAUGUACUCGCAGUUAUCCAGGCAACGGCAAUGAAUCCGCUCGCGGCACCGCUAUCAGAUUUGCAGCUGGACAAAGUGCCAGAUAAUAACGACCAAGACGCAAUGGAAGUUGACGAUGAGGACGAACCCGAUAGCAACAGAAUGCUGUUGCAACUCAGCGGAACCAGCGACGCAAUGGACGAAGAUAAUGAUGCGGACGAUAUGGAAGACAUGGAGACGCACAACGCAAUAUUAGUGCCUGAGAAGCUGACACAGAUCUUUGACGGUGCCCCUGCAUUUGCGCUGCCGCCGAUUGAGGAUCUUUUCUACCAAGUCUCGGAGCUGAUUUCAUCCAAACCGGUUUCUAGUUCCGCUUGA
Molecule: messenger RNA, 3015 nt
Organism: Pyricularia grisea
Lineage: Eukaryota; Fungi; Ascomycota; Sordariomycetes; Magnaporthales; Pyriculariaceae
Exons: 3
Coding region: 1-3015 (1004 amino acids)
Biological process (GO): positive regulation of rRNA processing; positive regulation of transcription by RNA polymerase I
Cellular component (GO): nucleolus
Molecular function (GO): RNA binding; protein binding
Source: RefSeq, a predicted model, not a curated record